AUGAACGAGCCACAUGCAAAUGGUGUGAUCGAAGGGUCAUCCACCGGCCUCGAUGAUCAUGGAGAAAAGGCGAUCACCGUUAUUGCCGCAGUCACCACGGACACGGAUAGACUGCGGAUCAACCUGCAGCGGAAGGCGGGAAACUCAUUCGGCACGAAAGAAGAAACAAACAGCCAGAGUAAGGUCGCUCAGCGGACAAUCAAGGAGAAGCGUGUCAGCAUCAGCGCCACGAGAAGAAGGACCAACCAAUACAUCAAGGACAGAAUGAGAGCGAUACGGAAGGGCAGAGUAACCAAGGAGGGCCUCCAGCCCAAGAAGCUUCUCACCAAACCAUUCAAAGACCCGCUACUCCAGAGUACGGUGUCAAUGGCGAAGCGGAUCCUGCCCAACGAGCCCCCGACCGCCGAGCAGCUCGCAAGUCUCCUCGAAGCCGAGCAGCCCACGCAAAACUACUUUGCGAGAACCGCGUCGUUGAUCCCCGGCGACCGCUUUGGCUUCGACAAACGGCCGUCCAGCGGACAUACCACCAGCAGGAUCCUGUUGCCCGACGCCGAGACGCGCAAGGAUUAUGUGGUGCACAACUCCAUUCGUGACCUGACGCAGGCCCAGCAGGUCCAUAUGGUGGGCCAUCAUCUGAUGUGGACGAAUCUCAAGGGGGACGAGUACCUUUCGUACAGCAAGAGUCCCGUCUUCACGAUCGUGCAUGGCCUCAAUCGUAUGGACUGCAAUCAGGGCAACGUGACGAUCCAGUACAUCGACCGCAGGCGAGCCACGAGAGCCGAUGAGACAAUUCCGGCUGCGUUCUACCACGCGCUGGACUUGUACCGCAUCUUCCAGAUCCAUCACAAUCCCGGCUGGACAGUGUACCACAGGAAGAAACUCCGGCCGCGCAUGUUCACGCAGGAGCUCCUCUCGCACGGCGUCGUCCGGGUCCAGGAUAGCAGGUUCAAGCCAGCUCGGAUUAAGGACUUGAUCCGAGAUGGGCUGCUCGACGUCUUUCCAGAGCUUUACAUGCCGUCGGGGGGGCAUCGCCGGACUCCGUUGUACGAGGGCCAAGUCGCGUUCCGCCGGCAGUGCUUUCCUGCAAAGCAUAAGGAUUGCUCUGGAGAUGACGAGCAGCUCCUCUACUCGUACGGCAACUGCGCGAGGGGGUUUAUCUUCACCGUGGAUGAGCUCAUCAAAGUCCAAACGCUGGUUCGUAACUUCAUGAAGGCCCCAUCCGGCUAUGUGCCCGGAGUGGAUCAGGCUAUUGAGUCACAUCUGCACAUCUUCCUGGACUUUCUCGCGGCAAAGAAGCGGCCGAAGGAGCACCCAAUCUUCUUGGCCUGGAUCAAAGAGCACUAUAGUGCUGCGAACGUGCUAGAUCUCUACAGUGGAGACGACGGCAACAUCCUCCCAAAGUUCACUCAUGUCGCCAGCAAUCUUCCGCAGCGCAUGCAGUACCUUGACCUGGUGCGCGAUGCGGGGGCGGUCUUCGGUCUCCCGGCUCUGCCGGCCACGGUGGUCGAGACUCAGGAUCGUGCUGUCGGCGAGAUAUAUGUCAACCAUGAUGCCGGUCUGCAGCGAUAUGUGGAGACUUACAAGGAGUGGGACGAGGAGAAGUACCUGCAAUCAAACAAGGGGCGCAAAGACAGGAAGAUGGCGAGAGAGGCGGCGUUGCAAAGGAUGAUGGAAGCGGGAGCGGAUGAUGGCGACCCCAGCAGUGCCGGAUCGGACGAUGAGGACGGUGAGGUCGAUGGGAAGGAUGCAUCCGACGGCCGAGAGGGGGCAUCUGGUCCGGUCGAAGUAGACGCAGGUGAAGAAGAGCGAAAGAUGGUCGACCAAGACAACACCAGAGAGCACCUAGCGGACGGAGAGGACCAGGCCGGCGGCCAAGGUGCGAGCGAAGGGAGCAGGCUGUUGCGCGAAACGGGAGAAGACGAGGCGGGGCUUGCGUUAGAACAGCUGCAUAACGACAUCGCGUAA
Molecule: messenger RNA, 1965 nt
Organism: Saxophila tyrrhenica
Lineage: Eukaryota; Fungi; Ascomycota; Dothideomycetes; Mycosphaerellales; Extremaceae
Exons: 2
Coding region: 1-1965 (654 amino acids)
Source: RefSeq, a predicted model, not a curated record